Messenger RNA from Impatiens glandulifera, 1516 nucleotides. RefSeq names its product F-box protein At5g50450. Gene Ontology annotation, molecular function: protein binding. The coding region runs from base 47 to 1180 and encodes 377 amino acids. The transcript is spliced from 3 exons. Lineage: Eukaryota; Viridiplantae; Streptophyta; Magnoliopsida; Ericales; Balsaminaceae. The record is from RefSeq and is a predicted model, not a curated record.
GAGUGAAAUGAAACGGUUCUGUUCCCCAUAAGCACGACUUUCAGAAAUGAGAAAGAGAAAGAAUAUUGAAGGCGACGAAGAACAACAAGAAAUGGAAAAGAUGAAUGGAGGAUUCAAACGAUUUAGGUUUUCAAAUGAGAAUCAGAAAUCGAAUUCAUUCGAUCAAUUGCCUGAUGAUCUCGUCAUCUCCAUUCUCUCCAAACUUAGCUCUACCUCUUCCUCUCCUUCCGAUAUCAUCAGCGUUCUUAUCACAUGCAAACGACUGAAUACGCUUGGAUUACAUCCUGUAGUCCUCUCCGUCGCCAAUCGUAAGUCAUUCGCCGUUACAGUAAAAAACUGGUCAAAUUCCACUCACCGAUUCUUCAAACAGUGCUGUGAUGCCGGAAAUUUGGAAGCCUUGUACACUCUCGGAAUGAUCCGAUUUUACUGCUUCAAAAACCGAAGAAGUGGAGCGUCAUUAAUGGCGAAAGCAGCGAUUGAGAAUCACGCUCCAGCGCUUUAUUCACUAGCAGUGAUUCAAUUCAACGGUAGCGGCGGAACUAAGAACGACAAGGAUUUACGUGCCGGCGUAGCGUUAUGUGCACGCGCCGCUAUUCUCGGUUACAUCGACGCUUUACGUGAGCUAGGUCAUUGCAUUCAAGACGGUUACGGAGCUCGAAAAGACGUGGUAUCAGGUAGACGGUUACUUAUUCAAGCGAACGCGCGUGAGAUUGCGUCGGUUAUACGCGCCGCCGUGCCUAGUGUGAGUACAGGUCAGUUUAUAAGUAAAGAAACGCAUGGAUUUCUUAAGAAGAUAUCAGGAGGAUCUGGUUCGGUUUGUCCGAUUCUUAGUGAUUUUGGUUGUGAUAUUCCGGUUAGGGAAGUUCAUCCGGCUAAUCGGUUCUUGAUUGAAUGGUUUGAAUCGAAGGAAUAUGGAUUAGAUUAUCCGAUUAGGGUUUGUUCACAUGUUGGUUGUGGUCGGUCGGAGACUCGCCGGAAUGAAUUCCGGCGAUGUUCUGCUUGUAAUAAUGUGAAUUAUUGUUCUCGUGGUUGUCAAGCUCAGGAUUGGAAGAUUAGGCAUAAGGUUGAAUGUAUGCCGAUUGAACCCUGGCUUUUUCAGAACGAUGAAGAUGAUGAUCAAAACGGGCCGGAGAUGGAGAUUCCGGCGCCGGCGCCGGCGCCGGAGCCACUUGCUGAUUAGAUGAAGGACAAAAGAAGUGAGUUUUUUUUUAUUAUGGUACUAUUUUAUUACCUUUGUUAAUUUCUAUUUUUACUUUGAAUAUAUAUUAUAUUAUUUUAUGUUAUUAAAUUGAUUUUAUUUUGAUUUGAAUGGAAAUUUGUAGGGUUUUAAAGAAUGUUAUAUAUUAUAUAUUUAUUUGAAAUAUAAGAAUGGGAUUAGUGGUUGUUUUAAAUUUGACAAAAAAGGGGGUGGGUGGGUUGCUAGUAGAUGAAUUUGUCAUGAAGAAUACAUGCUAGCCAGCGACAUCAUAGGGUCCCAAUUACCUAAGCUUUUUUCUUGGAUCUAUUAUAUGCUUCU